This is a messenger RNA of Brienomyrus brachyistius, 2269 nucleotides long. It is a transcript of the gene uap1l1, whose product is annotated as UDP-N-acetylglucosamine pyrophosphorylase 1, like 1. Gene Ontology annotation, molecular function: UDP-N-acetylglucosamine diphosphorylase activity. The record is from RefSeq and is a predicted model, not a curated record. The transcript is spliced from 9 exons. Lineage: Eukaryota; Metazoa; Chordata; Actinopteri; Osteoglossiformes; Mormyridae. Bases 385 to 1908 code for a protein of 507 amino acids. Gene Ontology annotation, biological process: UDP-N-acetylglucosamine biosynthetic process.
UGUAGGAAGUUGCUGACGUGUUUUGGAUUUAAAAGGGAAGUAUUUCGUUCACUUAAGUAGCUACAUAUUAACGAAACCCCAAAAAGCGUUUUAAAAUAUUAAAAUAUGGGUGUUUUAUUAAGGUGUUAGAAUUUUCCCUCGAUUGUGCGCCGGACCAGGAGAUGUGGAUUGUUAUCUAAAUGUAGACUUUAAGCCAAUGCACCUUAAUCACAAGGCAGAUGCCUGUUCUUCCUUGGGACCACAUCCUAGUCACGAGUUGCACAGAACAAAGACGAGUAACAAAAAGUCAGGUGAGAGCGGCUACUGGCCUUGAACAUCUGCCGCUAGACUUAGACCUUCUGGGCUGUUGUUUGCCGGGUGCAAUUUAAUUAUCAUCGAUCAAACAUGAUAUCGAUUGAAGAGGCAAGAUCCCGUUUGGACUUAGCAGGACAAUCCCACAUUCUCCAGUUUUGGGACGAACUUGGUGCGGAGGAGAGAAAUCGAUUUUUAGCCGAUUUGUCCCAUCUGGACCCGGAGGAGUUGCGUGAUCACUGCCGAGGCGCGGCGGAGGCGGCAAGCCGCGGUUCGAGCCCGCAGGACCGGCUCGAUGAGCUGAUGGAGCCGGUUCCCGUGGAAUUCAUUGGCGGUGUUUGUCGAAGCGACAAGAAAACUCUAGACGACUGGGAGAAUGAAGGAUUCCUACAGAUUUCCUUGAACCGAGUGGCAGUCUUGCUUCUUGCUGGUGGACAGGGAACUCGCCUCGGUGUACCUUAUCCGAAGGGGAUGUAUAACGUGGGUCUGCCCAGCGGCAAAACUCUCUACCAGAUCCAGGCAGAGCGCAUAAGGAAGGUUCAGGAGUUGGCUUUUGCCAGGCAUGAUUCAAUGUGCAAAGUUCCAUGGUACAUCAUGACCAGUGAAUUUACCCUGGAACCCACUGAAAGGUUCUUCAAAGAGAACAACUACUUCAAUCUGGACCCAUCUGACGUGGUCAUGUUUGAACAGAGGAUGAUCCCAGCUGUGACAUUUGAUGGAAAGGUCAUCUUGGAGGGCAAGGGCAAGAUAGCUAUGGCCCCAGAUGGAAAUGGGGGACUGUACAGGGCCCUUGUGGACAAUGGAAUCCUGGAGGACAUGGAGAAGCGAGGAGUGCAGUACCUCCAUGUCUAUUGUGUGGAUAACAUCUUGGUCAAGAUGGCUGACCCUGUCUUCAUUGGGUUCUGUGUGAAAAAAGGGGCAGACUGUGGUGCCAAGGUGGUGGAGAAGGCGUAUCCAGCAGAACCAGUGGGUGUGGUGUGCCGGGUGGAUGGGGUCUAUCAGGUGGUGGAGUACAGUGAGGUGCUUCCCGAAACCACCGAACUGCGUGGCCCAGGAGGAAGCCUGCUGUACAGCGCUGGGAACAUCUGCAACCACUUCUUCACCCUGGAAUUCCUCAUGGACAUCGCACAGAAUUUCGAGGGAAAACUGAAGCAGCACGUGGCCUUAAAGAAGGUCCCUUUUGUGGACGCCAAGGGCACCACAGUGAAACCAGACAAGCCGAAUGGGAUUAAGAUGGAGAAGUUUGUCUUUGACGUCUUCCAGUUUUCCAGGAACUUCGUGGUGUUCGAGGUGCUGAGGGAGGAGGAGUUCUCCCCACUGAAGAAUGCAGAUGGGGCUCCCGUGGACACACCGACCACUGCAAGGCGCUCCCUCCUGAAUCAGCAUUACCGCUGGGUGCUGGCUGCAGAGGGAAGCUUUGUGGACCCCCAGAGGAAAUCCAGGUCCCUCCCAAAAUCAGGGACGGAACUCGAUGAGGACUCGCAGCCCACCUGUGAGAUUUCCCCGCUGAUCUCCUACUUUGGGGAGGGCUUGGAGAAGCUGCUGAAAGGAAGGACCUUGGAAUCUCCCUUUGUCCUGGAUGAAUCACUUGCAGAAGAAAUCUUGCAGGCCUCUUAGUUCCUUCCCUUAAGGAAAAGAGAAUGGUUCUUUCUUCUGGAGCAGAGAUGGAAAGACAGUGCCUCAUUUCUUUAUGAAUAUUUGUUCUGUUUGUUUUGUGCAAUACAGAAUUCUUUCAGGGGUAGUUGUUCCAUUUAGUUAAUUCAUACUGCACAAUCCUUUCAGUCGACACGAUAACGUAGGUAAAGACUAAUCUUAAAAGUUAUUGUCCCAGACAUACAUUUGUCUCACCACAUUCAUGUUUGUAAUUAAUUGUAUUUUUGUAUUGCUAGGAUUUUUUUAAACGGUAUCAAGGAAAUAAAUCUUUUUUUUGUAACCUCAGUCAAAUUUAAGAUUAAAUAUUGAGGUAAUUAAACACGUA